This is a messenger RNA of Monoraphidium neglectum, 564 nucleotides long. RefSeq lists its product as hypothetical. Gene Ontology annotation, biological process: N-terminal peptidyl-methionine acetylation. Bases 1 to 564 code for a protein of 187 amino acids. Gene Ontology annotation, cellular component: cytoplasm. The transcript is spliced from 3 exons. Gene Ontology annotation, molecular function: protein binding; protein-N-terminal amino-acid acetyltransferase activity. The record is from RefSeq and is a predicted model, not a curated record. NCBI's taxonomy places the organism in Eukaryota, Viridiplantae, Chlorophyta, Chlorophyceae, Sphaeropleales, Selenastraceae.
AUGAGCGGCUCAGGGAACCAGCCCCUGCCCGCGAAGGAGCAGCAGCUGUUCAGAUCCGUCGUGAAGCUCUACGAGAGCAAGCAGUACAAGAAGGCGAUCAAGGCGUGCGACCAGAUCCUCAAAAAGUUCCCGGAUCAUGGGGAGACCCUGGCCAUGAAGGGCCUGACCCUGAAUUACAUGGACAAGAAGGAGGAGGCGUACGACCUGGUGCGCAAGGGGCUGCGGUGCGACCUCAAGUCUCACGUCUGCUGGCACGUGUAUGGGGCGCCGGGGGCGCUCACGCGGCCAGACCCAUCCCGUGGGCGCAGCAUCCGUCCCGCCCCCCAUCCCUUAUCUUCCGCACCAGCGGCGUGCGCCGCUGCGCCACCCCCAUCUCAUCCGCUGGACCCCUCGCUCCCGUUUGUACCGCCCUUUGUCGCCGCCCGCAGCCUGCUGUACCGCAGUGACAGCAAUUACCCUGAGGCCAUCAAGUGCUACCUCAAUGCGCUGCGCAUCGACAAGGAGAACCAGCAGAUCCUCAGGGACCUGGCCAUGCUGCAGGUGAUCUGGCGGCGAUCUGGGUGA